UGAGUACACCAGUAUUCACUCAGUUUCAGUUUACUCUUAGCGCUGGUGUUCCUGAAUUGGCUUCUUUUGAACUAUCCACUGAGUUUUUGGUCAUACCACAUCCUGUUCAGUUCGACAGCAAUUUGAACAUGGUGUGUAGUCACUGUCCAAAGUGAGGGGAGUCGGACACUUUGUAAGGUUAUUAGCGGUCCUCUGAGCUUUGGCAGACGGUUGAGCAGAUAUGGCAGAGAGGGUGCAGGUGCUGCCGUACUUCUUCGGCAACAUCACGCGAGAGGAGGCGGAGGAGUACCUGCGGCAGGGAGGAGCGGGGGACGGCCUGUACCUGCUGCGCCAGAGCCGCAGCUUCCUCGGCGGGUUCGCUCUGUCGGUGGCCUACGGUCGCCAGCUCUACCACUACACCAUCGAGAGGGAGAUGAACGACACCUACGCCAUCGCCGGCGGAAAAUCUCACGGAAACCCCAUAGAUGUGAUCGACUACCACUCGCAGGAGUAUGGUUUCUGCGCAUUUUAUAACUGA
Sinocyclocheilus anshuiensis is the source of this 517-nucleotide messenger RNA. RefSeq names its product tyrosine-protein kinase SYK-like. Gene Ontology annotation, cellular component: cytoplasm. Gene Ontology annotation, molecular function: receptor tyrosine kinase binding; signaling adaptor activity. The record is from RefSeq and is a predicted model, not a curated record. NCBI's taxonomy places the organism in Eukaryota, Metazoa, Chordata, Actinopteri, Cypriniformes, Cyprinidae. Gene Ontology annotation, biological process: enzyme-linked receptor protein signaling pathway; cell migration. The transcript is spliced from 2 exons. Bases 221 to 517 code for a protein of 98 amino acids.